CAAUAGACACGAGCGAGCAUACGACGGCUGAUUGUAGCGACAAGCCAUCAAUUGUAUGCCAAUGUUUGAAACCGUGAUGGCGACGCAAGGAUAAGAAAAUAAUAACUCCAAUAUAGAAAGAAACAAACUGAGGCCACGGAAACACACGGCGAAAAAUGUUCGGAUGGUGAGGCUUUUCAUAUGAAACCGUUUGGAGCUGUGAUAUUACUGCAGGACGAGUUAGAGAAGCUGAAGUAGAGUAGAGCUGAAACUAGGGAAUGAGUGUUACAAAUAUUUCAACACAGUAAAUUUUUUAUUUCCCCGUUUCUUCUCAAUUGGUAUAUGACACAUGUCAGAUGUCAAAACUCUGUGCUAUGACAUUUCGUGUGUUGCGGCCUUGAACUUUACUGAGAUUCGAUUAAAUAUUUAAUUAGACACAUCAAAAAAUAAUCAACAAACAUUCUUGCUUGUUUGAAACCGGGUAGCUAGCGAAUGGCAACUACUGCAGACUUUUUGAAAUCUGAGGGCAGAAUGUUCGGGUUCUCUCCCAUCUCUCGCGGGUUGGAAGGUCAAGGUCUCGGCGGUCACCUGUCGCACCCUGAUGACAUGAUGUCACAAUCCCAGAGGAUCAUGGACGUCAAUCAACGGAUGAACGGCUACUCUAUAGACGGGAUACUUGGGCACGGACGGCUGGGCCCCAACUCUCUCAAAGAGCUGGAAAACGUGUACGGCAAUCCCAUGAGUCCCAGUAUCCACGGCAGCACCAUGAGCCCCAGCGGCUACAUCCACACCAACCACCACAACCAGAUGAACCACCACCGACACCCCACCGCCGCCAUCAGCCCCGUCAGCCUAAACGGCAACAUGAACAAGCUGCGCCACAACGCCGACGGCAACAACCUCUACCAGCCAUCUACGCCGACGGCAAGCCCCAACACGCCCAACGGCAACAUGGUCGGCAACAUGGGCGGCAACAUGUCCGGAUUAAACAACGGUUCCAGUAACGGACUUAAGUCGGAGAAACACAACCUGAACUCGCCCCCCACCAGUGAUAUCUCAGGGCACCACCACCUACAGCCCCUGCUCAACGUCUCGAUGAAGAAAGAAAACGAGAACAAAAACGAUAAAGGGCUGAACCAGAACAGCGCUAAGCUAAUGGAUAAGGAGAAGAUGGACAACGACGACGAUGUGGACGGUGAUGACGAGACGGGCGAGGACGGAGAGCCGAAGAGGAAGAAGAGGAGGAACAGGACGACGUUCACGAGCUUCCAGCUGGAGGAGAUGGAGAGGGUGUUCCAGAAGACACACUACCCAGACGUCUAUGCCAGGGAGCAACUGGCGCUCAGGUGUAGUCUCACGGAGGCCAGGGUACAGGUCUGGUUCCAGAACCGCCGAGCUAAGUGGCGGAAACGUGAGCGGUUCGGCCAGCUGCAUACCAUGCGGGCCAUGGCGUCAGCUGCCAACCAGGGCUACGACAUGUCACUGGCGCCCCGACAUGACGCCUACUCUCAGAUGCAGAAUCCAGACUCCUCCAUGAUGUGGAUGGAGAUGUACAAUCACUAUGGCAACAACAUGUGGAACCCUAUGUCCGCCAUCAAGGGCUAUCACCUCUCUAUGGACGCCGCCCAAUCCCUGGGCACCAAGUGGCCCCCCGCGGUGCCGCCCAUGUACCCGUCAUGGAACGACUCCCAGCUGCUCUAUACGCCGCCCCAACAUCAACACCCCUCACCGGAAACUCUACACGGAGCAUGCGCACCGCCACAGCGGCAUGACGUCAGUUCCGUCUACUCGCAGUCUACAAACUUCCAGCAAUGCUCGGCAGCCGGCUCUGGCGGGGAGUGUGGGAGCAGCAGUAGGAGCAGGGGUAGCAGUGGGAGCAGUGGGAGCAGGGGUAGCAGUGCAGCAGUGGGGGCAGGGCAGCAGUGGGAGCAGGGCAGCAGUGGGAGCAGUGGGGGCAGGGCAGCAGUAGGAGCAGGGCAGCAGUGUGGGCAGGGCAGCAGUGGGAGCAGAGCAGCAGUGGGAGCAGGGCAGCAGUGGGAGCAGUGGGGGCAGGGCAGCAGUGGGGGCAGGGCAGCAGUGGGAGCAGGGCAGCAGUGGGAGCAGUGGGGGCAGGGCAGCAGUGGGAGCAGGGCAGCAGUGGGAGCAGGGCAGCAGUGGGAGCAUUGGGGGCAGGGCAGCAGUGGGGGCGGGGCAGCAGUGGGAGCAGGGCAGCAGUGGGAGCGGGCAGCAGUGGGAGCAGUGUGGGCAGGGCAGCAGUGGGGAGCAGUGGGGACAGGGCAGCAACGGGAGCAGGGCAGCAGUGGGAGCAGGGCAGCAGUGGGAGCAGUGUGGGCAGGGCAGCAGUGGGGAGCAGUGGGGACAGGGCAGCAACGGGAGCAGGGCAGCACUGGGAGCAGGGCAGCAGUGGGGGCAGGGGUAUCAGUGGGGGCGGGGCAUAAGUGGGAGCAGUGGGGCAGGGCAGCAGUGGGAGCAGGGCAGCAGUGUGGGCAGGGCAGCAGUGGGGAGCAGUGGGGACAGGGCAGCAACGGGAGCAGGGUAGCACUGGGAGCAGGGCAGCAGAGGCAGCAGUUGGAGCAGGGCAGCAGUGGGAGCAAGGCAGCAGUGAGAGCAGGGCAGCAUGAUGAACUGAGAUGUUGA
Messenger RNA from Physella acuta, 2616 nucleotides. RefSeq names its product homeotic protein deformed. NCBI's taxonomy places the organism in Eukaryota, Metazoa, Mollusca, Gastropoda, Physidae. Gene Ontology annotation, biological process: regulation of transcription by RNA polymerase II. Gene Ontology annotation, molecular function: RNA polymerase II transcription regulatory region sequence-specific DNA binding; DNA-binding transcription factor activity, RNA polymerase II-specific. The record is from RefSeq and is a predicted model, not a curated record.